Molecule: messenger RNA, 1655 nt
Organism: Lolium rigidum
Lineage: Eukaryota; Viridiplantae; Streptophyta; Magnoliopsida; Poales; Poaceae
Exons: 1
Coding region: 103-1398 (431 amino acids)
Source: RefSeq, a predicted model, not a curated record
UCUCUCCCCCCUUAUCUCCCAGGGAUCUUCUCUCAGCCAGGCACAACCCACCCGCACACCCGUCGCUCGCCGGCGCCAGUCCAGUCCAGCCUCACCGGAGCCAUGGACCCGUGCCCGUUCGUGCGGGUGCUGGUCGGCAACCUCGCCCUCAGAAUGCCGGUGGCGCCGCCGGCCGCCGGGGCCGGCGCGGGCGUCCACCCCUUCCCCUCCCCCUGCUACUGCAAGAUCCGCCUCGGCAAGAUGCCGUGCCAAACCGCCCCGGCCCCGCUCGUCCCCUCCGACUCCACCACCGCUGACCAGAGCCCCUCGGGCGCCCUCGCCGCCGCCUUCCACCUCUCCAAGCCCGAUCUGGAGUGGUUCGCGCGGAAGCCCUCCCUCUUCUCCCCCGCCCGCGGGGCCACCCUCAAGGUCUCCGUCUACGCGGGCCGCAAGGGCUCCGCCUGCGGCGUCAGCUCCGGCCGGCUCCUCGGCAAGGCCACCAUCUGGCUCGACCUCAAGGGCGCCGAGGCCAAGCCCGCGGUCCUCCACAGCGGCUGGAUCCCCGUCGGCAAGGGCAAGGCCGCCCCGGCCCAGCUCAGCCUCACGGUCCGCGCGGAGCCCGACCCGCGCUUCGUGUUCGAGUUCGACGGCGAGCCCGAGUGCAGCCCGCAGGUCAUGCAGCUCGGCGGCGGCGGCAUGAUGCGCCAGCCCAUGUUCACCUGCAAGUUCGCCUGCCGCACCAACAGCGACCUGCGCCGCCCCCCCUCCGCCAGCGCUUCCCCGGCGGCGGAGCGCAAGGGCUGGUCCGUCACCGUGCACGACCUCUCGGGCUCCCCCGUCGCGCUGGCGUCCAUGGUGACGCCCUUCGUCGCCUCCCCGGGGACCGACCGGGUCAGCCGGUCCAACCCCGGCGCGUGGCUCAUCCUCCGGCCCGCCGGCGACGGCGCGUGGGAGCCAUGGGGCCGCCUCGAGUGCUGGCGGGAGCGCGGCGGGGCGGGCUCGUCCGACAGCCUCGGCUACCGCUUCGACCUCCUCGUCCCCGGGGUCGACCACUCCGUCCCCAUCGCCGACGCCACCAUCGCCGCCUCCAAGGGCGGCAAGUUCGCGCUCGACCUCACCUCCGCGCAGCCCCUCAGCCGCGGCGGCACCCCCGGGUGCAGCCCGCGCGGCAGCGGGGACUUCAGCCAGUGGCCUCUGGGCAACUACCGCGGGUUCGUCAUGUCGGCGGCCGUACAAGGCGAAGGCAAGUGCAGCAAGCCUACGGUGGAGGUCGGGGUCGCGCACGUCGGGUGCGCCGAGGACGCGGCGGCGUUCGUGGCGCUCGCGGCGGCCGUGGACCUCAGCAUGGACGCGUGCAGGCUCUUCUCGCACAAGCUCCGCAAGGAGCUCUCCCACCUGCGCUCCGACGUGCUCCGGUGACCCCGGCGGAGCGACAAGUCCUCUCACGAUCAGAAAAAAAUUGUACAGAGUAGCUGAGGAUCUUAGGCAAUUUUAGACGUUCCUUUAGUUGGUUUGUUGCGGCAGUUCAAUUUUGGUUCAGAUCGCUUUCUUUUUUGCGAGCGCUAGCUAGGCCCCGUGUGGUGUGAGUGAUUAUUUGGUUGGCAACUUCGCCUUUAGCCUUGCUUUGCUGUGCUAGCUGUGUUCCUCAAUGAAAAAUCCACAGCUUUUGUGUGCUA